AUGAUGUUUCGGUCGUUUCCACCAAAUUGGCGUUUCCCGGCUGGACCAGUGGCUGUUGAUCGCGAUGGCCGACAUAUUGCACAAGGCGAAGCUGGAUAUCUUGAGGUAACCUUUGUUCUAUUGUUUCUCAAUAAAACUUGUAAAUUAUUCGCUUUGUGGGCUCUCAAUAAGUCACUGACAAAAAUUGGCCAACGCACGGGCUGCCCGUGCGAAGAUAUGUUUUUUGCAUAA
Molecule: messenger RNA, 231 nt
Organism: Gongylonema pulchrum
Lineage: Eukaryota; Metazoa; Nematoda; Chromadorea; Rhabditida; Gongylonematidae
Source: the annotation of a GenBank genome assembly